This is a messenger RNA of Helicoverpa armigera (cotton bollworm), 1357 nucleotides long. Its product is annotated as neural retina-specific leucine zipper protein. The transcript has a single exon. The record is from RefSeq and is a predicted model, not a curated record. Gene Ontology annotation, cellular component: nucleus. NCBI's taxonomy places the organism in Eukaryota, Metazoa, Arthropoda, Insecta, Lepidoptera, Noctuidae. Gene Ontology annotation, molecular function: RNA polymerase II cis-regulatory region sequence-specific DNA binding; DNA-binding transcription factor activity, RNA polymerase II-specific. Gene Ontology annotation, biological process: regulation of transcription by RNA polymerase II. Bases 62 to 964 code for a protein of 300 amino acids.
CGCGCCGCCCUGUGUCGCGGCGGCAGUCCGCUCCAGGCCGGCGUGCGCCCCGCACGGCCCCAUGGUGGAACACGCGCUCGUCGACUGCUCCCAGGCGAGCGCCAUGCAGACCCUGCCCCCGCAGCCGCACCGCGACGGCGAAGACGACCAACUCGCCGACGAGUAUGUGCAGAACUUUGAGCUCGACCACCUCGAGGACCACAAUGUUGUGAAACGUGAACCCUUGCGCACGGGGUGGCAAGAGAUGGUAGAACCUCCGUCAGCCUGUGCCCGCGCGUGCCGCCCGUGGCCUGAUGCGGGCCCCUAUCCCCAGCCUCACGUAGCCAUCGCCGUGGACCCCAGCACACCUCCAGAAACCCCACCGGCCCCUAUCGGGCGAAGUCCCUGUCGUGCAGCUUUAGUCGACGACGUCCUUUGGUUACCACAUAUGCGAGAACCGCUCGACAUGCGUACAGUUCCUUGUGGCAGUUUUGAAGAAUGGGAUCGUCGCGAGUGGCGGGAGCAAGAUCACCAUAUGCAACAGGUCGGGCUGCGCCCUGCCAGCUCCUGCUCGGCCAUGUCUCCUAGAACCGGACCUCAUCCAUCCUACCAGCCUUCCUCCUGUGGAGAUGACCUCAUAAGCGAUGACUUACUCAUGACAUUAAGUGUGAGAGAACUCAACAAACGCCUUCAUGGUUUCCCAAGAGAAGAUGUGACCCGACUAAAGCAGAAACGGCGUACACUGAAGAACCGCGGCUACGCACAAAACUGCCGCAGCAAGCGGCUACAGCAGCGGCAGGAGCUGGAGCUGACGAACCGGUCGCUGCAGGACGAGCUGCACGUGCUGCAGCUGCAGGUGGCGCGCGUGACGCACGAGCGCGACGUGCUGAAGCAGCGGCUGGCGCUGGUGGGGCGCGAGCACGCCGUGCCGCAGCACGCGCCGCCCACGCCGCACUCCUCCCCCGAGUUCUUCUCGGAGCUGUGACGGCAGGGCGCGGCGCCGCGGCCCGGCGCCUCCGCCGCCGCCUCGUCCUGCGCCUGGCAGCGCUACUGAGCCGCGCCCGCCGCCCGCCGGCGCGCUCACAGGGCCGACACCGUGCUUUUGUUAAGUUUGAAAUAUAAUUAUCAUCAGUUCCAGUUCUAUAGUUUCUUUUUAUUAAGGUGGAACAAUGUAGCCGUCGAUCCCGUCGGGAGCGGCUUUCAAACACCGUGUUAAAUAUAUGGUUGUGUCGUAAGAUAUGCAUAGCUUCGUUAAUCUAUAUGUAUUAUUAAAAUUAAAAUAUAUGCAUAAGUUAAAUGAGUCAUGAAAACUGAUUAAUCGAAUAAUUGUAAAUAGAUACAUAAAUGACGAAUAUUAAGUAUAGGAGGAUUUGUGUUU